Molecule: messenger RNA, 2230 nt
Organism: Jaculus jaculus (lesser Egyptian jerboa)
Lineage: Eukaryota; Metazoa; Chordata; Mammalia; Rodentia; Dipodidae
Gene: St3gal3
Product: ST3 beta-galactoside alpha-2,3-sialyltransferase 3
Exons: 12
Coding region: 191-1315 (374 amino acids)
Molecular function (GO): sialyltransferase activity
Source: RefSeq, a predicted model, not a curated record
CAUGGCUACAUCUUGAGGCCACUUGUGCGGCAGGAGUGCACAGUGUCUUUGGGCAGUGUGUGGGAAAUAAGGCUGCAAAAGUCGGUCAAGAAGCUUUGUGAGUUCUGGAGUUAGAGCUUUAUCCUGAAGAUGAUUAGGAGCCUCACAGCAGGACUUGAAGGUCAUGUAGGACAUCGUAAAUCAUGUGAAGAUGGGACUCUUGGUAUUUGUACGAAACCUGCUGCUAGCCCUCUGCCUCUUUCUGGUACUGGGAUUUUUGUAUUAUUCUGCCUGGAAGCUGCACCUACUCCAGUGGGAAGACUCCAAUUCAGUGGUUGUUUCCUUUGACUCCGCUGGACAAACACUAGGCUCAGAGUAUGAUCGGCUGGGCUUCCUUUUGAAGCUGGACUCUAAACUGCCGGCUGAGUUAGCCACCAAGUACGCAAACUUUUCAGAGGGAACUUGCAAGCCCGGCUACGCUUCAGCCUUGAUGACUGCCAUCUUCCCCCGGUUCUCCAAGCCAGCACCCAUGUUCCUGGAUGACUCCUUUCGCAAAUGGGCUAGGAUCCGGGAGUUUGUGCCACCUUUUGGGAUCAAAGGUCAAGACAAUCUGAUCAAAGCCAUCUUGUCAGUCACCAAAGAGUACCGCCUGACACCUGCCUUGGACAGCCUCCGCUGCCGCCGCUGCAUCAUCGUGGGCAAUGGAGGUGUCCUUGCCAACAAGUCUCUGGGGUCACGAAUUGACGACUAUGACAUUGUGGUCAGACUGAACUCGGCACCUGUGAAGGGCUUUGAGAAGGAUGUGGGCAGCAAAACCACACUGCGCAUCACCUACCCCGAGGGCGCCAUGCAGCGGCCUGAGCAGUAUGAGCGUGACUCUCUGUUUGUCCUCGCUGGCUUCAAGUGGCAGGACUUCAAGUGGCUAAAGUACAUCGUCUUCAAGGAGAGAGUGAGUGCAUCUGAUGGCUUCUGGAAGUCUGUGGCCACUCGAGUGCCCAAGGAGCCCCCUGAGAUUCGCAUCCUCAACCCAUAUUUCAUCCAGGAAGCUGCCUUCACUCUCAUCGGACUGCCCUUCAACAAUGGCCUCAUGGGCCGGGGGAACAUCCCGACCCUUGGCAGUGUGGCAGUGACCAUGGCACUACAUGGCUGUGAUGAAGUGGCAGUCGCAGGCUUUGGCUACGACAUGAGCACCCCUAAUGCACCCCUGCACUACUAUGAGACCGUGCGCAUGGCAGCCAUCAAAGAGUCAUGGACACACAACAUCCAGCGAGAGAAAGAGUUUCUGCGGAAGCUGGUGAAGGCACGCGUUAUCACUGACCUAAGCAGUGGCAUCUGAGUGGGCCCAGCACUUGCCUAUUGAGGCCUACACACCACCAAGAACAAGCAGCAGAGGAGUCUCAGACCCAGAGAAGGACAGUGCCAAGGGGCCCCAGGGGCCAGUGAGGCUUUGGCAGGGCAUCCAGAGCUGUGCCUGCUGGAGGCCAGCCUCAGAGACCAGCACUCUGCCUCACAGCCUGGGUCUGUGAAGCCAGAGGGCCAAGAGGCCACUGGCAAUGCCCCGCAGGCCCAGCAUGCAGAAGGUGGGACAUUAGGCAGCAAGGCUGCUGCUGAAAUCAUUUCUCCAAUCAGUGUUUAGUGUAUUAUCAUUUUGUGUAUUUGGGUGGGGGGGAGGGGAGGGAUAAUUUAUUUUUAAAUAAGGUUGGAGAUGUUCUUUGGUCCACUUGCAGUGCAGAAACAGGCCCACUAGAGGGCCCAUCGAAUAGUGGUACCAGUGAGUUCCCUGAAGGGUAGGAGUGCCAUGAUCCUGAUCUGGGGUCACAGGGAGGUGAAUAGCAUCUCAAGUCAGCUCCCUGCCGCUCAUAACACUGUUUGGCCUUUUGGGGGAAAGACGGGGUAUUCCCAUUAACCAGCCCCAGCAGUCCUGCGGGGAAACCCUGGAGCCAUCCCUUCAGAGCCAACAGGAAAAGCCCCUGGACACAGACAGAACUUUAUAAAGCUCUGGAGGUGAGGUCCAGCCCAGCCUGAAGGGAAUAGCUCCCCUCCCCAGCUGCACCUAAUCCAUGGAACAGUGCCCCUGCCUGGACUGACCGACUUGUCGCAGAUAACUGGGUUUCUGCAAUGAGACUACCAGAUCCUUGGGUUCUGCCUUUAGUCUGGACCAGAGGGAAGUGAGGCCCAAGGACCUUACCCCAGCUGCACAAGCCAUCCCAGGCAGCCCUCAUGGAAGCAAUAAAGCUCUUCCCUGAACCUA